UCCGCUCUCCAUCCCGGCCUCGCUUGGGAGCGGUCGCUGGUGGGGGGAGGUGAAAAGUUGCCUCCCACGACGCCGCCCGCGUAGAACUCUUGAUCCUGUUUGUCUUUGCUGGCUUGAAAUUAUCAUCUUGCUUUGCUGACUUUUUUCCUGUACAUAUUCAAAACUUAUUACAAGGACAUUAAAGUGAAAAAUUGAAGAGAGGCUCACCCAGCGAAUGCCCAACUUGCAGUUCCAAAGAUUUUUCAAAAUUAAAGAAUAAGAAAAACAUUAAAUUCCAACGUGAUUAAAAAGAUGAGAUUUGGUCGAAUUUUGAGUGCAUGAAAAGGCUACAUUACCGGCUCAGAGCAUAAUGAAACCUGUGACUCCAAGCUGAUUGCAAGCGACCGCAAAAAUUUGAAGAUGUCUCAGGAUCCAAACAUACCAAGUGUAAAUGAGGAAAAAUCAGAUGUGUCACAGGAUAACCAACAGGAGCACUUGGACAACACAGAGCAGUCUGUCCGAAAGAAGAUUCGACAGAACACACCAAGUCCUAGUAGACGCCACACACCUGAGGCUAGCCCUCCUCAGUUUGUGUCAGUGGAGGAACUGAUGGAUACAGCAAAAGGUGUUACAAACAUGGCCUUAGCCCAUGAGAUUGUUGUCAAUGGAGGUUUUCAGAUUAAGCCAGCUGACUUGCCAGAAAACAGCCUUGAAAAAAGAGUAAGAGAUAUUGUCCACAAAGCUUUUUGGGAUUGCUUGGAAACACAGUUAAAAGAAAACCCACCUUCAUACGAUCAUGCAAUUAAACUUGUAGGAGAAAUUAAAGAGGCUCUCUUGUCUUUUUUGCUGCCUGGCCAUACUCGAUUAAGAAAUCAGAUUACUGAAGCUCUUGAUCUGGAGCUGAUAAAACAGGAGGCUGAGAAUGGUGCCCUUGACAUUUCUAAGCUGGUGGAAUUCAUCAUUGGAAUGAUGGGGACACUCUGUGCUCCAGCGAGAGAUGAGGAAAUACAGAAGUUGAAAGACUUUCAUGAAAUUGUUCCCCUGUUCAGAGCAAUUUUCUCUGUGUUGGAUUUGAUGAAAAUGGACAUGGCUAAUUUUGCUGUCAGUAGCAUUAGGCCACAUUUAAUGCAGCAGUCAGUUGAAUAUGAAAGAAAGAAGUUUCAGGAACUGUAUGAAAAACAGCCAAAUUCCUUAGAUUUUGUGACUGAAUGGCUGCAAGAAGCCAUGGCUGACCUACAAUCUAGAGUUGCCUGUGCUAGUAAUAAUGAUGUUGCCAGUGGAGUUCCAGCACUGUGUUCUGUUGCUGUCCAAAAUCAUGCAUAUAUUCAACUGCUCAAGUGGAAUCAUCUGCAGAAACCUUUUCCAGAAACUGUGUUAAUGGACCAGAGCCGUUUCCAGGAAAUGCAGUUGGAACUGGACCAGCUUAUUCUAACUGGCGCUAUUCUUCUGGUAACAUUCAAUGCAGCAGGCACAGCUCUUUCAGAUUUGCCAGCUUUUACCAACCAGCUCAAAAUGGCUAUACGAGUAUUGCUGACAGGGCUACACAUUCCUUCCUUCAACUUGAAUGAAACUUUGGCUGUCAUAAGUGAAAAGAUUUGUGCCGAAGUUAACAAUUGCCUUUCCCAGCAUGGCUUCGCACCUUUCACACCUGAAAAAGUGAUUGUGCUUAAAGGACAAAUCCAAGCUCUUGCCAAUCCUGAUAACACUGUAUGCAAACUGAUAGAUUCAAGGAUCCAGUUGUUUUUGGAGAAUUACCUUGCUUGUGGUCAUCAGAAAUCCCUUCCUCCUGCGCCUGGUGGACUGGGCCCUAUUCAGAGAGAGCUGGAGGAGAUUGCUAUCAAAUAUAUUCGCCUUGUUGACUACAACAAGAUGGUUUUCAGUCCUUAUUAUGAUGCAAUUCUCAGCAAAAUACUGAAUAAAGAGUUUCCUUAGCUGUGAAGAAAACUGAAAAAUGCCAAACCCAUUUGUGUGCUGUCCCUCAACAAUAGGGCUUCAGUCCAGGGCCAGAUAACAGACGCCUGUUUCAUUCUGCUUUUACACUUGUUUUUUUUGUCAGAAUUAUCAGGGCUGGAAAAUGGAAGCUUCCUUCAGAGACCAGUUGUUCAUUUAGGAUCCCCACAAUCAGUCCUGCCAUGUGCUGUACCCUUCUGUGUCACCUCUUCUAGCAUAGCCCAGUGCUGUUCAGAAGCGUCUUUGAAACAUUACGUGGGACGGAUUAGUUUAGGUAUUAGGGUGAAAUGCAGUAUAUCAAGAAUUGUGCUGAUCAUGCUCCGUGGGACUUUUCUAGAAGCCCCCAGUAUGGUUAGUUUGCAUCAUCUCAUGCCACUUGUUCAUUCUAGCCAGUAGUUUAGCGAUACAGACAAGCGACUGGCUUCAAGUGGUUUGCUGUAUUCUGUCCAAGCUGUUUCAUACAUGGGAAAAUGUCCUGAAUCUAUGCUUGGAUCAUUACUGUUGGCUCAUUGUGGUUAACUUUAUCUAUUGUAGAAACACUGAAACCUUAAAAAAAGGCUUUCCAACAAAGGUUUCCAAAUAAUUCAAUAGCAGUGAUCAAAUAUCAUUAUGUAAAAUAUACAUAAACAUAUAUUGGCUUAGUAUUUAACUUCGUUGGCCAUAAUGGCCUGUGGCAACAUAAAAGGAUAAUUAUGGAAAACAUCCUGUUAGCACGAUGCAAAAGUACAUGCUAACAGGUUCUUAAUAUAUAUGGUUCUUUAUAUGGUUCUUAAAGCUGUUCUAAAAAUUUCAACUUAAAUUUCCACAUAUUCAGAAUUUGAAUAUUGGUAGUUAAAGCACUUUAUAUGUAUUCUGCGAGCCAAGGCUCUUUUGUGUUUCUGUGAGCCAUGGUUUUCUAUAGCAUUUGUUUCUGUAUCUGCAGAUAGUCGAUCAAAAUCAUAUAUAUUUUUGUAGGGUAUUUUCCAGUUCUUUAUUUCUCUAUUCAUAAAAAUGCUAUCCUGUAGAAUCAAGGAGGUGUUUGUCUUUUGAUGUCUGAGAACUCUUUUGAAAAGAGCAGUUUCUUGGUUUUCUAUUAGUGUGGUAUGAAAUGCUGCUAAAGACAAGCAAACCUUUAUAGCUGAAGAAGUUGAAUAAAUACAGAUCCACUGAAUCUUAUUGCUCGGUUUUAGUUACAUAUAGAAAGCUUGGGAUUAGAAGAGAAGAUGGACCAAACUCCUAGCUUGUAUCAUCCUCAGUAAUAAAAAUAUAAAGCUCCCGGUUCAAUUGCUAUUUUCAUAUAGUUGCAAAUACAGGGCUUAGCACACUCAUUUGUCAACAUUUAUUGAUUUACAUAUUACAGAUAGUUAUUAAGGUAGUUCAUUUCUUAUACAAUUAUUAUAUUCCAAGAAAUUUAUUGAAACUGCUUGGCUGUCUUAAAAUUUUUUUUCAAGAGUUUGUAAACAUAUAACAUCCUGAGUUUUUAACAAAAUAACUGGGUUUCUGAAGCAGAAUUACCUGUGGAUUGCUUUCCAGUGUCAAAGUUUAGUAGAAUAAAUUCUAUUUAUUUAUUUUUUGUAUUAGUUAAGGCUGCUGAAUUAAAAAAAUGUUAUUUGUUAGAAUAAAAAUUAUAUUCAGAAGCAGGAAUAAUAAAGCAGUUGGGAAGACAGAUGCAAUAUGGGGUCUGAACGUUUAGUGGCUGUCUGUUAAAUAGGACUGAGCUUUGUUGCCAAACAUCAAAAGAUUAUAGACUGCAGACCUCAGUUUUUUUCACUUAAAUAAUCCCUUUAGUGAUUGGAAUUACUUAAAAACAAAAUAUUUGAUCAUAUUCUAAAUAACUAAACAGUAAUUGCUCUGACUCAGUGCAACCAAAUCAAUUAUUUUGUAUUGGAAUGUUUUAUUGAUUUUAUUGCAAUUUCUUUGAUAGUUGUGAGCUGCCCACAGUUGUUGGAAGUCA
Python bivittatus (Burmese python) is the source of this 3862-nucleotide messenger RNA. It is a transcript of the gene TCP11L1, whose product is annotated as t-complex 11 like 1. The record is from RefSeq and is a predicted model, not a curated record. NCBI's taxonomy places the organism in Eukaryota, Metazoa, Chordata, Lepidosauria, Squamata, Pythonidae. Gene Ontology annotation, biological process: signal transduction.